This is a messenger RNA of Artibeus jamaicensis (Jamaican fruit-eating bat), 549 nucleotides long. RefSeq names its product chromosome unknown C19orf84 homolog (gene CUNH19orf84). Bases 1 to 549 code for a protein of 182 amino acids. Lineage: Eukaryota; Metazoa; Chordata; Mammalia; Chiroptera; Phyllostomidae. The transcript has 2 exons. The record is from RefSeq and is a predicted model, not a curated record.
AUGGAGCAACAGAAGGAAGGGACAAGGCCAGAAGGGAACAAUCUGUCCCUGCCAUCACCUGGGACUGAGCCCUUCUCAACCCUGCCAUCUUCUCUCCUGGGCACUCCAGAUCCAGCCCACCUGGGGCUCCCCGAGAACGUGGCCUCUGUCACAGUCCCCAUUCGCCUGGACGCCCUCUCCUACCUCCUGCACAGCGCCCUGCUGGGGGCCUAUACCCUGCAGCAGUCCCUGCCCACCUGCCCCUGCCACCCGCAGGCUUGCGGCGCCCAGCCAGGCACCGCCAGGAGGCCAUUCAGGGGGCGUGGGGGCUGGGAUGUCCCUCGAAGACCAGGCUGGGGCUGGGGCCAGCAGCGUCGGGGACCUGGGAGGUCUGGGCAGCCAAAGAGGGUCUGGGCAGGGGACACUGAGGCUGGACCCAGAACCCCACCUGUGACGCCCUCAUCACCACCAGCACCACCACCUACCCAGGAUCAGAAGAAGGAAGCCCAAGGUCCGGAGCCACCACUGGCCACACCGCCUGCCACUGAGGACUGGGACACUGAAUACUAG